Messenger RNA from Chrysochloris asiatica (Cape golden mole), 2865 nucleotides. It is a transcript of the gene NOD1, whose product is annotated as nucleotide-binding oligomerization domain containing 1. The transcript has 11 exons. Bases 1 to 2865 code for a protein of 954 amino acids. NCBI's taxonomy places the organism in Eukaryota, Metazoa, Chordata, Mammalia, Afrosoricida, Chrysochloridae. Gene Ontology annotation, biological process: regulation of apoptotic process. The record is from RefSeq and is a predicted model, not a curated record. Gene Ontology annotation, molecular function: protein binding.
AUGGAACAGCCAGUUCCCAGUGACAUGGAAACUGGAGAACAGUCAAAGUCUCCCUCUCACAUUAAAUUGCUCAGAAUCAACCGAGAGCUUCUGGUCACCCACAUCCGCAACACUCAGUGCCUAUUGGACAACCUGCUGAAGAAUGACUACUUCUCCGAGGAAGACGUGGAGAUCGUGUGUGCCUGCCCAACCCAGCCUGACAAGGUCCGUAAACUCCUGGACCUGGUGCAGAGCAAGGGCGAGGAAGUGUGCGAGUUCCUCCUCUACGUCCUCCAACAACUCAAGGAUGCUUACGUCGACCUCAGGCCUUGGCUGUCAGAGAUCGGCUUCUCUCCUUCCCAGCUCAUUCAGAGCAGAGCUGUGGUCAACACUGACCCAGUGAGCAGGUACACACAGAAGCUGCGGCAUCACCUGGCCUGCGACUCCAAGUUCAUCCUGUGCUAUGGUCAGAAGGAGGAGCUGCUGCUGGAGGAGCUAUACACCGACACGGUCAUGGAGCUGGUGGGCUUCACCAACGAGAGCCUGGGCCUCCUGGGCAGCCUGCAUGGCCUCCUGGACCACUCCACCGGCAUCCUCAACGAACAGGCCGAGACGGUGUUCCUGUCCGGCAACGCUGGGGUGGGCAAGUCCAUGCUGCUGCAACGGCUGCAGGGCCUCUGGGCCAGCGGCCAGGUGGGCGGCGAGGUCAAGUUCUUUUUCCACUUCCGCUGCCGCAUGUUCAGCUACUUCAAGGAGAGCGAUGUGCUCUGCCUCCAAGACCUGCUCUUCAAGCAUUACUGCUACCCGGAGCAGGACCCCGAGGAGGUGUUCACCUUCCUGCUGCGCUUCCCCCACACUGCCCUCUUUACUUUCGAUGGCCUGGACGAACUCCACUCGGACUUUGACCUGAGCAGCGCGCCUGACAUCUCCUCUCCCACAGCGCUCGCCCACCCCCUUGUCCUGCUGGCCAAUUUGCUCAGUGGGAAGCUGCUCAAGGGGGCCACCAAACUGCUCACCGCCCGCACGGGCAUCGAGAUCCCGCGCCAGUUCCUCAGAAAGAAGGUGUUUCUGCGGGGCUUCUCCCCUAGCCACCUGCGGGCCUACUCCAGGAGGAUGUUCCCCGACCGGGCGCUGCAGGCCCGCCUGCUGGAGCAGCUAGAGGCCAACCCCAACCUCUGCAGCCUGUGCGCUGUCCCCCUCUUCUGCUGGAUCAUCUUCCGCUGCUUCCAACACUUCUACUCUGCCUUCGACGGGGCCUUGCAGCUGCCAGACUGCACGCUGACGCUGACUGACAUCUUCUUGCUGGCCACCGAGGUCCACCUGAACAGGACGCAACCCACGAGCCUUGUGCAGAGGAACACUCGGAGCCAGGUGGAGGCCUUCUGCUCAGGCCAGGGAAUCCUGCACUCACUGGGCAGGUUGGCCCUGUGGGGUAUGGAGAAGAACCUGUUUGUCUUCAGCCAGGAGCAGGUACAAGCUUCUGAGUUGCAGGAGGGCGACCUGCAGUUAGGCUUCCUGCGGGCCAUGCUGGAAAUGGGCCCUGUAGGGGAGCAGUUGUCCUAUGAAUUUUUCCACAUCACCCUCCAAGCCUUCUUUACAGCUUUCUUUCUUGUGGUGGAUGACAAGGUGAGCAUGCAGGAAUUGCUCAGAUUCUUCCAGGAAUGGGUGCCUCCUGGGAAGACAGUGGUGGCAUCCUGUUUCCCGCACUUCGGCCCUUUUCAGUGUCUGGGCCGCAGUGGCCUGGCGAGAGAGGACCCUUUCAAAAACAGGGACCAUUUUCAUUUCACCAACCUCUUUCUCUGUGGGCUACUGUCCAAAUCCAAGCAGAAACUCCUCCAGCACCUGGUGCCUGUGGCCACCCUGAAGAGGAAGCGCAAGGCCCUGUGGGCACAUCUGUUUGCCAGCCUGAGGUCCUACCUGAAGAACCUGCCCCGAGUUCAGACUGGGGACUUCAACCAGGUGCAAGCCAUGCCCACCUUCAUCUGGAUGCUGCGCUGUAUCUACGAGACACAGAGCGAGAAGGUGGGGCAGCUGGCGGCCAGAGGCAUCUGCGCCAACUACCUCAAGCUGACCUACUGCAACGCCUGCUCAGCUGACUGCAGCGCCCUCUCCUUUGUCCUGCACCAUUUCCACAAACGCCUGGCCCUCGACCUGGACAACAACAAUCUCAAUGACUAUGGUGUGAGGGAACUACAGCCGUGCUUCAGCCGCCUCACUGUCAUCAGACUCAGUGUGAAUCAGAUCACAGACAGUGGGGUGAAGGUGCUAUACGAAGAGAUGAUCAAAUAUAAAAUCCUGACAUAUCUGGGCUUGUACAACAACCAGAUCACUGAUGUGGGAGCCACGUACAUCGCCAAAAUCCUAGAUGAAUGCAAAAGUCUCACACACCUUAAGCUAGGACUAAACAAAAUAACGAGUGAAGGAGGCAAGUGUCUCGCCCUGGCUGUGAAGAACAGCAAAUCCAUCUUAGAGAUUGGGAUGUGGGGCAAUACAAUUGGUGAUGAAGGGGCACAGGCCUUCGCAGAGGCUCUGAGGAACCACCCCAGCUUGAUCAACCUGAGUCUUGCAUUCAACGGCAUCUCCACAGAAGGAGGAAAGAGCCUUGCACAAGCCCUGCAGCGGAACACGUCUCUGAAGAUAUUCUGGCUGACCAAAAAUGAACUCAAUGAUGAAGUGGCAGAGAAUUUGGCAGAAAUGCUGAAAGUCAACCAGACGUUGAAACAUUUAUGGCUUAUCCAGAACCAGAUCACAGUCAAGGGAGUUGCCCAGCUGGCAGACGCAUUGCAGAAGAACACCGGCAUCAUGGAGAUUUGCCUAAAUGGGAACUUGAUAAACCCAGAAGAGGCCAAAGUGUUUGAAGAUGAAAAGCGCAUUAUCUGUUUCUGA